Messenger RNA from Rotaria socialis, 981 nucleotides. Lineage: Eukaryota; Metazoa; Rotifera; Eurotatoria; Philodinida; Philodinidae. The record is from the annotation of a GenBank genome assembly.
AUGAAUUCUUCUGAUGAUCUUGAUGAACGUAGACAACGUAAAUUAGCUCAAAUGUCACGUCGUGAUGAAGAACGCAAAUUAGAUCUUCAAACAAAACAAGAUGAAAGAAAAUGCACCACAUCAACAAAUGUUGGACGAAAAUAUUUUGAACAAGAAUAUCCAUUGAUGAAAAGUGAAAUUGAAGAUUUAUUUAGUCAAUUAUCAGUUAAUCAUCAUGAUGAAAAAAUCUUACAAGACAUCGUUGAUCGUUUACAAACAAUGGAGAAAUUUCUUACAGAGCAUGUCGACAUUUUAAGUUCGCGUGAUGUUGCUAACGGACAAGGUGAUGUAACAAAACUUCGUCAAAAAUUAAAUUCUUUACAAUACGAAACUCUUUCAUCAACUCAUCGUAUGGGUUUUACAAAAACACAGGAAGAAACUCCAAAGAAAGAAGAAGAAUCAAAUUCAAAAGUUCCAUCAGCAAAUUUUAUCGCUUCAUCAAAUACAAUAAAUAUCUCGAAUAAAAACAACGAACUAAUUCGUUUAGAAUCAGCAGACCUUAAUGGAAAAGAUGUUGCAAUUGAAAAUUUAAAACAAUGCGAACUAUUUCUUAAAGGUGUUCCAUCAUCGUUACAAAUAAAAAAUCUUAAUGCUUGUAUCCUCAUUGUUGGCCCUUGUGCACGCUCAAUACUUAUCGAUCAAUGUCAGCAGUGCGAAUUUGCUUUAGCUUGUCAGCAAUUACGUGUUCAUACAAGUACUGAAUGUGACUUUUAUGUUCACAUAACAGCUCAACCAAUUAUUGAAGAUUGUCAUAAUUUAAGAUUUGCACCGUAUAAUGUUAAAUAUAAUUUAAAAGAUGAGCAUAUUAAACAAAGUGGACUUUUAUGGACAAAAGAUUAUUGGGAUGAUGUACGUGAUUUCAAUCAUAUGGUUGUUGGAAUGCCUUCACCGAACUGGCGAAUAGUCGAAGAAGAAGAAAGAAAAGAAUGGUCAAUUGAUUAA